Apiotrichum porosum is the source of this 300-nucleotide messenger RNA. RefSeq lists its product as uncharacterized. Bases 1 to 300 code for a protein of 99 amino acids. Lineage: Eukaryota; Fungi; Basidiomycota; Tremellomycetes; Trichosporonales; Trichosporonaceae. The record is from RefSeq and is a predicted model, not a curated record. The transcript has 3 exons.
AUGAAGUUCCUGGCUGUCACCCUUGCCACCAUUGCAGUUGUUGCAGCUGCCCCCAUCUCUCCCACCGCCCAGGCUGUGCUCGGCGCCUGCUCCACCCAGUGCGACAUGAGCGCUUUCGCAUACACCAACACCUCGGACACGCGCCAGCAGCUCUGUUCGGCCGAGGGCCGCGCCAAGAUGGACGAGUGCGCCCGCUGCAUCGACGACACAUGGUCGUUCUCGACGUACGAGGAGAGCGCGCGGUUCGAGUACAAGGCCGUGCUUGCCGCUUGCGACCUCCCAGACGACGACGAUAUCUAA